This is a messenger RNA of Vombatus ursinus (common wombat), 1627 nucleotides long. RefSeq names its product hematopoietic prostaglandin D synthase (gene HPGDS). Gene Ontology annotation, molecular function: glutathione transferase activity. Gene Ontology annotation, biological process: glutathione metabolic process. The coding region runs from base 352 to 951 and encodes 199 amino acids. The record is from RefSeq and is a predicted model, not a curated record. The transcript is spliced from 7 exons. NCBI's taxonomy places the organism in Eukaryota, Metazoa, Chordata, Mammalia, Diprotodontia, Vombatidae.
CCACACUAUUUCUUUUUAAGGAAAUGAAGAAACGUAGGUAAAAGUGCUCUGCUGUCAGAGUGGGUUUGACCGUCAUUUAUCUGUAGUGUCUAAAGUGCAGGAGAAAACAGUCUAGAAGGAAGAUACAACAAAGACUUGGAAAAAACCAAGUUGGGAGUGAAGAGGGAUACCAUUGCAAGAAUGAGAGACAAUGAAUGAAAAUGCACAGGACCAGAAGAUGGCAAGAGGACCAGUGUCUUCAGAGCUUGGAAUUUCUGAAGGGGAGUAAGAAUAUGUGGAAGGGAGUAAAAUGUAAAAAGACUGGAAAGGUAGGAAGGAGCCGGGCCGUGAAGGGCUUAAAAGAAUUGUACAAUGCCACACUACAAACUCAUUUAUUUUAACAUGAGAGGGAGAGCAGAAAUUAUUCGAUACCUUUUUGCCUACUUAGACAUACAGUAUGAGGACCAUCGGAUAAGUCAAGAUGACUGGCCGGCAGUCAAACAAACCGUUCCAUUUGGCAAAAUCCCAAUUUUAGAAGUUGACGGAGUUCCCCUUCACCAGAGUCUUGCCAUAGGAAGGUUUUUGGCUAGAGAAGCAGGUUUGGCGGGGAAGACAGAGUUGGAACAAUGUCAAGUUGACGCCAUCAUAGAUACAUUGGAUGACUUCAUGUCAAGGUUUCCUUGGGCAGAGAAAAAACAAGAUAUCAAAGAUCAGAUGUUUAAUGAGCUGCUCACAAAUGAUGCUCCUGGUUUACUCCAAGAUUUAGACCUUUAUUUAGGGAAGAAAGACUGGUUUGUUGGCAACUCUGUAACCUGGGCUGAUUUCUACUGGGACAUUUGCAGUACCACACUUUUGGUCCUUAAACAAGACUUGUUGGACAAGCAUCCUAAACUGGUAGUCUUACGAAAAAAAGUUCAAAGCAUUCCUGUGAUUGCUGACUGGAUAAAACAGAGGCCAGAAACCAGAAUGUAGACUAGUGAUUGGUCUGGGGUUGGCCUGAACCAUAUAAAGUCAUUCUUGCUUAUGCUAUAUUGUCUUCUAGAAAAAUAACUGUAAACGUAACAUUUUUCCCAUUACAUUUUUGUCACUGUUGGUGGAAUUUUUUUUACCUCAAUACCACAUACUGUAUAAAAUAAAAUCAAAAAUUAUUUUGCUUCCAGUACUUUCUGCAUGGUGUAGUGGACAGAGCACUGGACAUAAAAGAGUCAAGGCCACCUGGGCUCAAAACCUUUUGUCUGACACUAGACAUGUAUCCCACGGCAAAUAAUUUCACCUCUCUGUGCCUCUCAUCCGUAAAACAAAAGGACUGAACUCAAUGACUUCAAAGGUCCCUUCCAGAUCAAAAGCUGUGAUCCUAAAUAGCUUUACACCAUUCAGAAGUGACGAUGUCACAGUACAAUAUUUUAAAUUGAUGGUCUCUCCUUCCACUCCUCCUUAAAUCCAUACGUACAUCAAAUAGGACUGGCUAGAUCUAUUUAGCUCCAUCAAAACAUGCAAGAUGAGUGGAACCGCUAUCACGUGGGGCCAACAUUUUAAAUGUUAAAAAGAAGUUCUCAUAAUUCAAAAAAGUUGAGAAUCAUUGCUUUACAUUACCAAACAGUCUAAACAAACACCCAAACCAAAAUAUGAUCAAAAUUCCCAUAACGUA